UUUUUUUUUUCUUUUCUUUUUAUUUCGAUUUUUUUUUUUUUUUAUUAUUCCUCAAUAUUGUGUCAAGAAAGAAACUAUGGCUUCUUUCACUGAAGAAGCUGAUAAUGCCAAGCGAUCAUUGUCACAAGAAGAUCUUACCAAUCUAUCAAAGAAAAGCCGGAUUGAUGAACAUGGAAAACAAGUAACUAUUCAACAAUCAAACGAACUUAAUCAAGAUGGAUCUAACCUUGUCAGCACACUUGCCAAAAAGGAUCGAAAGAAGUAUCACAAAGCUAUUAAUUUGGGACAAAAAGUCAAAAUAAGUGAUGGAAAACUGUUUCUCUAUCCAAAGAUUGCUUUUCGACAACACAAUAGUUUUAUUUCACUCAAUGAUCUUCGUCUAUUGAUACUUGCAACUCUUGAUUCUGGUCACAAGGUACCGCGUUGGGCUGAAAUACUUGAACGCCACAAGAUCAAAAAAGUAGUAGUAGUAGACAUUCCGGUAUUGGAUCCGACUGUGUUAGAUAUUGAGGCUCUUGAUCUCACGAUAUCUAAAGAAACAACUCUGAAUUCGUACAACACAUUGCUGAAUAAACGAGGCGAAUUUUUCAAGUAUUUUGGGGUGUCUAAUAUCGAAAGUGAUCCUAUUGCAAUUAUUGGUACUGGUCCUGGUGACAAGCGCAGAGGACUUCAAAAUCGAUUUAGUCAACUUUUACAGUGCAAAAUGACAAAAGGACAAUUGAAGAAAUUACGACAUGAACCUACUGAAAUCGAUGGCAAUGUUAUCCCAAAUGCAGAAGAACUCAUGUUAACUCUUGAAGAUUUGGUUGAAGAAAAUUUCCCUCUACAUCAUUCUUUACAACACGAUACCCCUUUACCAGAUGGAUGGGUAGAUACAAAGGAAGGUACUGGAUCAAUAAAGAAACUUUUGGCUAUGGAUUGUGAAAUGUGCAAAAGUGAAAAUAGACGUGUCCUUACCAAAGUGGCUUUAGUGGAUGAAGAUCACAAUAUCCUGUUGAAUGAAUUUGUGAAGCCUGAUACUCCAAUUACAGAUUACGUUACGCAAUAUAGCGGUGUGGAUGCAAAAUCAUUGGAAGGGGUUACUACUACAUUGGCUGAUAUUCAAAACAAACUGAUGGAUUAUAUUGACGGUGAUACAAUUCUUGUGGGUCAUGGAUUGGUGAAUGAUCUGCGAGCGGUAAAGAUGCGGCAUCCUUAUAUCAUCGAUACAUCAGUCAUCUAUCAUCACGAUAAUGGUCCACCUUAUAAGGCGCCAUUACGAGGUUUAGCUUUACGAUAUUUGAACAAGCGGAUACAACAACAUCACCAAGAAGAAAACAACGACGAUGAUACCAACACAAACACAUCAUAUACGCAGUCAACAGUACAAGUGGAAGAGCAACCUAUCGGACAUGAUCCUUGUGAAGAUGCUAUUGCUAGUUUGGAACUUACUCAACUCAAAAUGAAGAUGGGAUUCAAAUUUGGACUUCAUAUGGAUUAUGUGACGGAAAACAUCCUGGAUAGACUAGAGCAACAAAAGAAAACGGGUGUAGUGAUUGAUGUACAAGCAAAAUACAAUAACGUCCUUACUAGAGAGCUGAAGGAUAAUCCCAACUUUUACAAUAUGGUUUCCAAUACUCAAGCUGUGGACAAGGCAAUUCAACAACAUGCUAGUAAUGAUUUAGUGAUGAUGAAACUUGGGCAAGAAGAUAUGAACGAUGACCUGAUUCGAACUGACACAAUUAUUGCCACCUACUUGGAGCAUGUACGAAAAAUUUAUGAUCAUCUUGAACCGGAUACUGUCAUUCUUAUGUUGACGGGUCAUUACAAUAAUGAUGAACUUGAAAGGUAUCGAAAAAAAUGGCUUGCAUAUAAAUUGGAUCUACGAACACGACUUUUAAAUGAAAUCCCAGAAAAUGAACGAUGGACCGAACAAGAUGAACAACAACAUAGUACAUUAUUAGAAUUAGCUAAAAGAUUCCUUGUAUUCCCAUUUGUCAAAAAUUGAAUGAAAUAAAAUAGGAUAUGAUCUUUGUACCAAAUUUGUAUGUGAUAAGAUUCUCCUGUGGGUAAAAUGAGGAUAAUGAUGAUGAUGAUACAUUCCUUGGCAAAAGACAUUUUCCCCUAUUUAUACAU
This is a messenger RNA of Halteromyces radiatus, 2115 nucleotides long. RefSeq lists its product as uncharacterized. Gene Ontology annotation, cellular component: nucleus. Gene Ontology annotation, molecular function: exonuclease activity; nucleic acid binding. The transcript has 7 exons. The coding region runs from base 77 to 1987 and encodes 636 amino acids. The record is from RefSeq and is a predicted model, not a curated record. NCBI's taxonomy places the organism in Eukaryota, Fungi, Mucoromycota, Mucoromycetes, Mucorales, Cunninghamellaceae.